Paramisgurnus dabryanus is the source of this 6673-nucleotide messenger RNA. Lineage: Eukaryota; Metazoa; Chordata; Actinopteri; Cypriniformes; Cobitidae. The record is from RefSeq and is a predicted model, not a curated record.
UCUGCGUUUACCUCUCUCAACCUCUCACUUUCCUGUCCCACUGUCAGCUGGUCGGAAUAACACCUCUCUUUACUCUCGUUGGGGAAGUCAACACUGUAUUUGUACAUCUGUGACUAGAGUCCCGAUCCUCUCUCUUCAGGACAGCACCGUAAGGAAAGCCUCAGAAGGUGAUUCAGUUCUUAGCCAGCAUCACCUGUUUUGUUUCCAGUGAGCAGGAAUAAUUGCGUCUGACUGACAUUUCCAUAAAGAGGAAGCUGGAAAUUUCAUUAAGCAGAUAGCCAUGACAAACACAAGACGGUGGGCUGGUGUGACUUUCUUCUCAGCAGUCAUGGGGAGGUCAGGAGAGAUCUGGAUUUGGUCGCUGGGGAAGGCCGUAUGGUUGUUACUCACCCUCCUCCUGUUUAUUACCUACAUCCAUGGUAUUUCUCCACCACAGCCAAGGGUCCUCUUGUCAUUUCAAGAACUACAGAAAAGCCAGUCUUUUGAGCACUACACCUUGUCCGAGAGGGCGAUGGAUUACAGAAUACUUUAUGUGGAUGAAGACCAAGAUCGUAUGUAUGUGGGCUGUAAGGAUCAUCUACUCUCAAUGGAUAUCAACAACAUCACCCAGAGCACACUGAAGAUCUUCUGGCCAGCAUCCACCACUAAGGUCGAGGAGUGUCAGAUGGCUGGCAAAGACCCCACACACGGCUGUGGAAACUUCAUAAGAGUAAUCCAGCCCUAUAACAGGACGCAUCUGUUCAUCUGCGGCAGUGGAGCCUUCAGCCCGGUUUGUGCAUAUGUUAACCGUGGCAGACGUCCUGAGGAACAAGUAUUCCACAUCUCCUCACGAGCUGAAUCAGGAAAAGGGAGGUGUUCCUUCAACCCACAAGUCAACACUGUUUCAGUCAUGCUCAAUCAGGAGUUGUUCUCUGGAAUGUACAUUGACUUCAUGGGGACUGACGCUGCCAUCUUCAGAAGCCUAACCACCAGAAAUGCUGUCAGGACGGACCAACAUAACUCCAAAUGGCUAAGUGAGCCAGAGUUUAUUGAUGCCCACUUAAUUCCUGACGGCUCAGACCCGAACGACGCCAAGCUUUACUUCUUUCUGCGUGAGAGAAUGACUGACAGCAGUGGAAACACUAAGAACAUCCACACCAUGGUGGCUCGUGUUUGCCCUAAUGAUAUGGGUGGACAGCGCAGUCUGGUGAACAAGUGGACCACGUUCUUGAAGGCUCGCAUGGUGUGUUCAGUCCUGGAAGAAGAUGGCACUGAGACCCACUUUGAUGAACUUGAGAAUGUGUUUCUUUUGGAGACGGAUCACCCAAAGGGCCUACUCCUCUUUGGAGUCUUCACCUCCACAAGUUCUGUAUUCAGAGGAUCGGCUGUCUGUGUGUACAGCAUGGCUGACAUCCUGACGGUCUUCAAUGGACCGUUUGCACACAGGGAAGGGCCCAACUUCCAGUGGGUGGCUUUCCAGGGCCGGAUCCCGUACCCACGACCGGGAACUUGUCCUGGUGGCGCGUUCACACCUCACAUCCGGAGUACCAAAGAGUUUCCAGAUGAUGUCGUGACAUUUGUGAGGAAUCAUCCGGUCAUGUUUAAUCCCAUUUACCCGGUCGGCAGGAAGCCUCUGGUGGUGCGGACGCAUGCCGAUUACAAGUACACCUCCAUAGCUGUGGACCAGGUCACCGCUUCAGACGGACACUAUCAGGUCCUCUUUCUGGGAACAGAUAAAGGCACAGUGCAGAAGGUCGUGGUUUUGCCAUCGAACGGCUCUCUGGAAGAUGAUCUAAUCCUGGAGGAGCUGGAAGUGUUUAAGAAGCCGUCUCCCAUCACCAACCUAAGAAUUUCUUCUAAAAAGCAACAACUUUACGUUAGCUCUGAGCACGGGGUAUCCCAGGUGUCUCUGCACCGCUGCAACGCGUACGGCUCUGCCUGUGCAGACUGCUGUUUAGCGCGGGACCCGUACUGCGCCUGGGACGGACUCAGCUGUUCCCGAUUUUACCCCACUGGCAAAAGGAGAAGCAGAAGGCAGGACAUUAUGCACGGAAAUCCACUAACCGAGUGUAGAGGGUUCAAUCUGAAAGCCUACAGGAAUGCAGUGGAGAUGACCCAGUAUGGAGUUAAAAACAACACCACGUUCCUGGAGUGUCAACCCAAAUCUCCUCAGGCAUCAGUUAAAUGGCUGAUUCAAAGAGAUAAUGAUCGCAGGAAGGAGGUAAAACUGAGUGAUCGUGUGGUGUCCACCAACCACGGUCUUCUCAUCCGUUGGGUGCAGACUUCUGAUCGGGGCCUGUACUACUGUCUAGCCACAGAAAACGGCUUCAAGCGCACGCUUGCAAAGAUCCGUCUACAGGUGCUGAGCGAGGCUGUUGUCACUGCUUUGAGCGACAAACAUCAGUCUCCCUGGGGCUGGACUGCCGCGUUGCACCCGAAAGCCCUGGUCUCAGCCUUCACCCCGGCUGAGACGUUGGCCAUGCACCAAUUCUGCAAGGAGCGCAAACAGCUAAAUAGUUUACAGAAUCUGCAGAGUCCCACGAGAGGUGAUCUGGGUAAACUCAAACCGCUGCUGGACCACAGGAAGAGCAGGAACCGUCGAAACCACCUACUGGAGCAGUUUAUGGGUGCAUGAAAAGACUUAAAGAAGAAGGGAAGUGAAAUGAAAAGGUACAAAGACAUUCAAGAGGUAGGAGUACAAGAGGUAGUUUGUUGGUGGAGAACAUUAAGUUUAGUUUUCUCUGAUGUGAAACUCAGUUUUUUUAAGCUCAAAGCACCUUCUCUUGUGCUUCCUGUACAACGGUCUUAUGUGCAUGAGGAACGCCCAGACCAGAGGACUCUGAGCUAUCCUCACACACACACAUACGCACAGGCACUCAAACAAAUUUGUGUUUCAUGCUGCAAUAUACAAAAGCUGAAAAUGCUAUGUUAUACAGUAGACUGUAAUUUGAAGUUUAACUUGUAUGUUAUGUUUUAAGGACACGCCAGAAAGUAAUGCAAAAAAAUAAGGCCCCAUGAAAUAUCUUAAUGAGCGGUUUUCUGUCCUGUAUUGACCGAUUUCGUACUACAAGUUGGGCUGGAACAUAUUUGCAGGCUUUGCUGUUACCUUUUAAUAGCAGUAUGUUUCAUUGUAUGUCAUGAUCUUGAAAUGUAAUUUAUUAUCUGCUAAUUGGUGGUGGUAAAGGGAGCGUUCCAUUUUUAGAGAUUGGAUGGAACGUUUGGACACAACUAGGUGCAAGGUCAUCAGUAUAUUUGGUAAGAGAAAGACUUUAGUGUUAAGUGUGUGUGCAGUGUAUCUGCAAACAGUGAAAUUGGCCAAAUGUUAAACAUGCAUUAUAUACUGUGGAUGGUCUCCAAGUUAAAAGACAUAAAUCAAAAGGUCUCAAUUACUUGGAAUCUUCUUUAUUACUAUAUACAUAGUCAGAUGUCCCAUACAUCCAAUUUGCACACUACAUGGUCUGUUUGCAACACAAUUAUAACAGUAUUAAUGUAAAUCUACCUACAACUUCUCAACACACCUAACUGAACAACGGAGCUAUAUUAAAUAUCAUUUGUAUAGUUCUUCUAAUAUUGAUCAAUCAUCAUCCAUCAUUCAGAAGAACACUGUAUGCAUACAGUAUGUGAAGUACAGUAAAAAAAUGAUGACUUAAGGAUUUAUAGGAUAUUUCUUGGAAGCUAAAAAACCCACAGAUCAAAAUACAUCAACCCAGCUGCACUGCAGAUGUUCAUACUGGAAGUGAGGGGGGAGAAUAAAGUUUCAGAAGUGGGAUACAGUAACUGUACCAUCUUAGAGAGCUGGCUGACUUAGCCCAUUCAACUGUACAAAUACUAUUGUUGUGCUUGGGAAACUUUAAUUCAAGCUAGGUAGUUUUAAAGACUUAAUGUUUUUGUGAAUGUUUUUUUUAUAAGUUAUAAGUAUUGCAAAGUUUGGCAUGGUAUACUGAACCAGAAGUUGGAUUGGUCUAGAUAGCACUCUUCACUACAGGGGCACAUGCACUAUAGUUUGUACCUAUAUGACUGAGAGUUAUGAUGGCAUCAGUAUAUCACAAGUCAUAUGUACCUUUCUGUUUUUUAUGGCAUUUUUGUUCACUUGUUGAUAAGUUGAUCCAUAUUUUACCCAACCAUGGGUUGAAACAACCCAGCAUUUUUUUUCCAAGUAUACCGAAGCAUUAUUCAUAGUAUUUACUUUUUGGAGCUUUAAAUUCCUUUGUAGGCAUAUGCUUUGAGUUUAUGAGUAAGAGCAAUUGGAAAUUCUGCUAAACAUCUCCAAAUGCUUUUCCCCGUAUGGAAUAGUUAACUCAAGGUUCACUAUUCCUAACCCUAGCAUAGGUAACUGUGAUUGUGGAUUAUCUUGUUUUUGGUUUCACAGUCUUCACACCUAUAUUUCAGUUACACUGUAAAAAAGUUGGUUCAACUUAAAAAAGUAAGUUACCUGGUAGUGUUGUAAGACUAGUCUCAAGACCACGUUUUAAAGUUCUUGGUCUCGUCUUGGAAUUGACCGCAUUUUUACUCGUCUCGUCUCGGUCUCAGACAAAGAGGACUCUGGAUUUUAUUUCAAGACCGGUAAAGACCACAACUAUGGCACAUCACAAAUUAUUUUUUAUCAUUAAUAUUAUGCAGUUUAUUCAGGUUUGGCAUAUGGUGUUGGCAUUGUUUAAGCAUUGUUUAAGUUUCUCCCAAUGACAAUUUUUUUAAUUUUAUUACUAAAAACACCUGCAUUGUGUUAAGUGGAUGGCAAGCCAUGGAAAGACAGUUCAGAAUAAAUGGUUAAGUUUAUUUCAGCUCUUUAGUGUUUGUUCACUUUUAUUUGCUUAUAGACAAAGAUAAAUUCCCACAUAUCUGCAAUGCCUUUGAUUAUUUUAUCAAUUUUUCUGAUGGCAUAUACACACACACACACACACACACGCACACACACACACCCACCCACGCACACACACAAACAAACACACACACACACACAUGCGCAGACAAGAAGUGCCCAAUCAUAUGCAUAUUCCACAUUUUAUCAUAAGUGUUUUAAGGCAGUGACUUGCACUGGUCUUGGUCUUGACUUGGUCUCGGCCUGACUUGGUCUUGGUCUUGACCCUUUAAAGUCUUGGUCUUGUCUCAGUCUCGGCCAGUCUUGGUCUUGGUCAUGACUUGGUCUCAGUUUAGGUGGUCUUGACUACAACACUAUUACCUGGUUUCUUUCAAAUUUAUUUCAAGUUAUUUCAACUUUAAAAUAUAAGUUUACGCAACAUAAUUUACACAACUUAAACCGUAAACUAUUUUUUUUAUUCAUUUUUAAUUAAUUUUAAGGCAAGCAGGUAACUUACUUUUUAAGUUGAACAAACAAAUUAUUUUUUUUUACAGUGUAGAAAUGUAUCUUAUGUAUUCAGGCUUCAUUAUUAUACACAGUAAAAUAAUUUGUUUUAUACUGUAAUAAACACUGUAAAAAAUUCAGCACUUUUGUUAAAUCAACAUAACUUUUUAAAUUAAAGUAGCAUAAAAAUAUAAUUUAAAACAAUUUCAAGUUAUGUCAACUAUUUACAGGUCAAAACUUAAAAUAGUAUGUUGAAUUGACUUGCAAAACCAUGUUGUUUUAACUUCAUGCUGCUUUUUUUUUACCGUGUACUAAUUCACAAUUGUUAACCCUGCAUUAACAUUUUUCAUAUUUAUUACAUCAAAAACAUUAUUGGGCAAAUAAUGUUCUUAUUUGAAUAUUAAUUAGGUCAAUAUCAUUGACUAAUAGAACUUAAAGUUGUUUUAGUAUCUGAUUGUCCAUCUGUGGAAAUGACACAAUCUUAGUCCACGUAGGCUGUUAAAGUCACCUUAAACGUUACUUUUUGAUAUUUCUUGAUUUAUAAUAGCUUGAUUUCACAUUGAUUUCAAUCAUUACCUUACUCAGUCAAUAUUAAAGAUAUGAAGUUUAUAUUUUACCAGAAUGUUGUUUACAAUGUUUUUAUGUAAAGUAGUAAGCUGGGUAUUUACAGGCAAAGUCACAUAUAUUUAAUUAGUUAGUUAGGUAACCAAUGAUGCAAUCUUAUGAUGCAGGGUGAGACUCUCACUUCCUUUGACACCCCAGAUAUACCACAUGCAAAUUGUUUCAUUGUUAUAAAGGCACAUGUUAGCUGAUGUUAAUGAAUGUUGUGUCCAUAUGUUUUGAUUUGUUCAGUAUGCACAGCUGUAAUGUGAUUGUUGUGUUGCACAUGACAUUCAGCUGACGUUUAGGAUGUAGAAAUGUAAGGAUUGUACAGGUUUUACUUUGUUUUGAUGUUUAUGUAACUUAUGUCUUUUUGUACUUUGAGUGCUUGUGUUUUUAAAACACAUUUCUGUUUGUAAAUAGUUUUUACAUUCGGUUUCCGAUCAAACGUUGACAUUCAGUUAACUUUGAUUUCGCAGUAGAGUUCUUUGUGAUUAUUAUGGUACAUUUCACUCUUAAAUUAAAAUGUAUUUUAAUGCAAAAUACAAGGGAUAGUUUUGACUGAAUCUGCAUUUUGCAGAAAUACACGUUUCACAUUCUUAGUAUUCAGUGGCAUUUUGUCCUCUCUCCAAAGUGCUGUAAAAUGAAAAUUGUUUUAUUAUACCAUAACAAAUAUGACGCUGUAUCCCUGUGAAUGUUAAUGAUAAUUUUAUCAAAUGUUUUGAUUUAUGUAUUCCUAUUUAUUAAUGAUAUAAGCCUGAACAACUGCAUUAAAACUAUUUCAACCUGUCA